Myripristis murdjan (pinecone soldierfish) is the source of this 868-nucleotide messenger RNA. It is a transcript of the gene ankrd22, whose product is annotated as ankyrin repeat domain 22. The transcript has 6 exons. The record is from RefSeq and is a predicted model, not a curated record. Bases 55 to 630 code for a protein of 191 amino acids. Gene Ontology annotation, molecular function: protein binding. Lineage: Eukaryota; Metazoa; Chordata; Actinopteri; Holocentriformes; Holocentridae.
CGCUCGUGCCGGUCUUGACAGGUGAGUCGUCCAGGUGAGCUCCUGCCGACAGACAUGGGGAUGGUUUACUCUGAGCCGGCGUGUCAGUCGGCAUAUGACGGCGACCUCCAUCGUCUUCACCACCUGCUGAGGGACGACCCCGGCAACCUGAACGUGCAGGACCUGGACAGCGGAGACACGCCCCUCAUCGCCGCCUGUCGCCAAGGCAACCAGAGGGUGGUGCAGUACCUGCUGGAGUACGGGGCCGACGUCACUUUAACCAACAAGAAGCAGAGGUCCUGUCUCCACUAUGCGUCCAGGAGAACGUUCUCCCUGCUGGAUUACCUGAUGAUCGCCAUCCUGAUGCCCAUCCUGCUGCUGGGCUUCUUCAUACUGCAGGAGAAGCAGAGGAAGAACGUGGCUCUGCUGCAGACGCUGCUCAGCUCUGAGGUGGAGAUCAACGCUGUCGACUAUAAGGGGAACACAGCUCUUCAUUACGUGUGUGAGAGGAAAAGCCAUUUCCUGGUUCCUCUGCUGCUGGAGAGAAAUGCCGACGCCACGAUAAAGAAUAAGGAGGGCGAGACGGCGCUGGACAUCGCCACCAGGCUCAAGUUCAAGAAGAUCAUCGUCAUGUUGAAGAAGACGCACUGAGGACGAGGCACACACAGCGCACAGGCAUCAGCUGUGCACUGUCAUGUCCACGCAAACAUUAAAGGACAAUUCCAGCUUUUGUUUUUGCUCAUUUUUUAAAGUGUUUUCCAUCCCUUUCGCGUCAAUUCUUUUAGUUUCUAAGAGCACAGGUAAAGAUUUUUUUUUCAGCUUUUCCUAGCCUCUCAGGCUCCGUCUCUCCCACUCAGGUCCAAACUGAAAACUCCCAGAGACUACACAU